AUCUUGCACCCUCCUCUCUACAGGAAACAUUACAGUACAUAAGGGUUUGAGUCACAGGCUUAAAAGACAGUUAGCCAUGGCUUCAAGUCAUCGAAUAGCUACCAUGUUGGCAAGUUAAUGUCCAACAACAACACAUCAGAGAAAUAGGAACUAAAACCCUGUACAUACCAGAGGAAAGAUGUUUGUCUAUAUCUGUAAAAGGACCAAUACAUUUGUUGUAAUUUUGAGGAAUAGGUCAAGUUUGACCAGAUGUCAUGAUUUUGUCACCCUAACAAGCUUAUAAACUUAGAUGAAGUGAUCAUAUAUUGCCCCUUCAGUUAAUUGAUGACAAUACCAUAUAAUGUCUGCUCCUCACCUGGACGGCUGCCCACAUUCACCUCCACCUCACACAGUGACAGGUCUUUAUUGCAGCCCGGCAAGAAGACGUUCACAUAGCGACCCUCGAUCCCUCUGCACUGAAAGGUCAUGACCUCCCACGCGGAAUAUGAGGACAUCACAGCGCACCUAAAGAAGGAAAUCGUAUAAUCAGGCUUUUGAUCUCAAAUCAUAAACAUCAAAUGCGCUCUGUGUUUUAGUGUUUUAAAUAAGUCAAUAUUUGCUGACGAGCUUCCUCACAAUGGAUUGUUGUUGCCGUUAUUCUGCAGAUAGUUUCUAAAGUGGAUUUCAGCACCAUCGAUCAUCUCUGGAUCAACGUCUUCAAUGUUGGUGACUGUUAUGGAGGUAACGUUGUAAGUUCGCUGCAAGUCCACCCUCCACCAUGGGUUGACUUGGGACUUGGUGCGGCUGCAUGAUUUGUCUUUGUGCAUGGAGAGGCGUCUUCCAUCUACGACAUUGUCAGAGACCCCAUGUAGGAGUUCUGUGAGGAUUGACCAGUAGUUUUCUUUAAGGCAACAUGGUAUUUAAGGAAAUAGAAGGUUUACACUUACCAAUACAGUACAAAGAUCUAUGAAUUUAUGCAACAUACUUAUGUGUCACCAGGUUGUUCCACUGAGUCUUCACAACACUCAAGGCCGUCUUAGUGUUUCUGUGAAGCUUCCUCAUGUCUUAUGAACAUACUCAUGAGCAUACUGUACAAGGAAUACAAAAAGUGCAGUUCACACAAAAAGUACAGAGAUUGGAAUAAGAUGACUAAAUGUGACUUGCCUGUGUCAGGGCUUUGUAUAUGUAAUGCUCCAUGGCACAGUCUUGUUGGCCACUUUUGAAAAGUAAACAGUUCUUUGUACAUUGCGAACAUAGUGACUCAGAGGUCAAUGGACCCUUCCUAUGUUCAAUCCAUUUUUGCCAGUCUCUGAGGACCUAAAGGAAUCCCCUCUAAUGCAGAGCAUGCAAACACAAUACAUACACACAAGAUGAAAGAAGUUACUCCCUACUGGGGAUUCUGGGAAUGGGAAGGGGAUCUAAAGAUGAAUUAGGUUGGUAAACCCCCUUACCUUGUUGGGUCCCAUGGGAAUCUAUUUUCUAUUGUUCUGUAUGUAAAGUUAACGCAUAAAAAUAGUGUCAUUAUUUCAAAAGUGGAUCUUUAAAUACAGUCUUUAAAAACUAUUUUAUAACAUAUAAGAAGAUUAUCAGCUGGUAACAUGAUUUAUGGUUGAUCUGUGUGCUGAAUAGCUAUCCUCAUUAUUCUUAUUCUGGCCCACAGUGAAUGUUGCUCUGAGCUAUCCUCAUUAUUCUCCUUCUGGCCCACAGUGUAUGUUGCUCUGGGGGGCAAAGCAGCCCAAUCCUCCACAUUCUAUGGAGGCACUGCAAAAAGAUCCAUUGAUGGAAUAUGGAACUCGACUUACGAAGAUCACUCCUGCAGCCACACUUUGGGAGAGACCAACCCCUGGUGGAGAGUGGACCUGCCGGAGACUUACCAAGUCACCUCCGUCAGUCAUCAUCACCAACAGAGAUACUUCAGCAGAGAGGAUCAACGGGGCUGAGAUCCGCAUUGGAAACUCCCUGGAGAACAAUUGUAACAGUAAUCCCAGGUAUGGCACUGCCCUUCAUCCUACAUUUUAGCUUAGUUAAAAUACCUUUGACAACUUUUACUCCACUAGAUUCCUAUUUUAUGUUUACUUUUCACUCCCAUAUAUUUUCACUGACACCCAAAAGUACUCAGGCAGGACAGCAAAAUGGUCCAAUUCACGCACUUGUAAAGAUAAUUUUACUGGGUGACUUACACUUUUACUUCUAUCUUUUUUUACUGCAGUAUAUUUACUUUUACUCAAGUAUGACAGCUAUGUACUUUUUCCACAACUGUGCUUUAAAAAGGAGGUGACGAUAGAGAACACGAGGAAUCAAUUUCUUUAAGCCCUCAGAGACUGGCAAAAAUGGAUUGAACAUAGGAAGGGUCCACUGACCUCUGAGUCACUAUGUUCGCAAUGUACAAAGAACUGUUUACUUUUCAAAAGUGGCCAACAAGACUGUGCCAUGGAGCAUUACAUAUACAGAGCCCUGACACAGGCAAAUCACAUUUAGUCAUCUUAUUCCAAUCUCUGUACUUUUUGUGUGAACUGCACUUUUUGUAUUCCUUGUACAGUAUGCUCAUGAGUAUGUUCAUAAGACAUGAGGAAGCUUCACAGACACACUAAGAUGGCCUUGAGUGUUGUGAAGACUCAGUGGAACAACCUGGUGACAUCAACCUGGCCAUUGCCCUAUUAUCAUGCUGUAGCAUACAGUACACAUGCGUAUAGUCCAAAACCACCUCUAAGUCAGUCUUAAAUGGUCAUUUAAAACUAGUUGUAUGUUUAUCUAAUCAUUUUACCAGGCUGAAUAAACUGAAUAAAUAUAGCAGCAUUGCAGAAUCACGGUUUGCCGUGUCCAAGUGGAAGAAAUGUUUCCAAUACAACAGCAGCAUCAGAUGGUUGAAAAGAGGAGCUUCAUUUCAUCUCAAAUAUUGGAAGUUAAACAAACCAAAAAUCAAGAAUACAGUAUGAUUUAAUCACUGUGUGUGUGUGUUUUUGGGGGGUUUUACUAUCCUCAUGGGGACCAGAAAUCUUAGCAUAGUAAAAUGAGGAAAAUCCAGAGAAGUGGGGUUCCCACAAGGAAAAAGCCUAUUUUAGGUUUAGUGGUUAGGUUUAGGGAUACAGUUAGGAUUAGAAUUAGGGUUAUGGGUUAGAUUUAGGAGUUAGGUUUAGGGAAAGUAGGAUUUUGAAUGGGAAUAAAUUGUUUGGUCCCCACAAGGAUAGUAAAACAAAUGUGUGUGUGUGCGUGCAUGUUUGUGCGUGCACACGUGUGUAGAUGACCAAGAUUGGGGCUCUGCUUGGCAUGUCCACCGCCUACAUUGUCCCACUGAAGAACUACUCAUCUGAGCUGGACAUUGAUGAGAACACGGACAUCCUUCUGCUCAGUGCAGUGGACCACAUCCUGCAAUAUGUGGACCUGUACUUCAGGAGAGUGCAGCAACAGAGCCUAAAAUGGUUUCUUUAAAACAAAGCUGUAAAAUGCAGUAUAACAUAAAUAUGCAUUACAUAUGCUUAUCAUGUUUUAUUAAUUGUUUUAACUAUUGUUAACUUGUUAGUCAUUGACAGCAGUCUUGCAUUGAGUAAAACUAAUAUGUAGGAGAUAUUUCAGGCCUGUGUAUAUGCUGUUGUCACGUUCCUGACCUUAUUUCCUUUGUUCAGUCUGUGUUUAGUUGAUCAGGACGUGAGCUGGGUGCGCAUUCUAUGUUUUGUGUUUCUAUGUUGGGUUUGUUGUUUGGCCUAAUAUGGUUCUCAAUCAGAGGCAGGUGUUUAUCAUUGUCUCUGAUUGGGAACCAUAUUAAGGUAGCAUGUUUGCACUGUUGGUUUGUGGGUGAUUGUUUUCUGUCUUUGUGUUCUGCACCAGAUAGGACUGUUUUCGGUUUUCACAUUUAUUGUUUUGUAGCUUGUAGUGUUCACAUUAUUAUUCUUUAUUAAACAUGUUGAACACUAGCCGCGCUGCGUUUUGGUCCUCUCCUUCAUCCCAGGAAGAAAGCUGUUACAGAAUCACCCACCAAACUCGGACCAAGCAGCGUGGUAACGGGCAGCAGCGGCAGCAGCAGCAGCAAAGUCAGGAAUUAUGGACAUGGGAGCAGAAUCUGGACUACACUACUUGGGAGGAGAUAGACAGGUGGGCGAUCGACCCAGGGAGAAUGCUGGAGCCCGCCUGGGAUUCUCUGGAGCAGUGUGAGGAGGGAUACCAGCGAAUGGAGGCAAUACGGCGAUGCGGUAGGAAGCCCGAGAGACAGCCCAAAACAUUUCUUGGGGGGUGGCUUAAGGGGAGUGUGGCGAAGUCAGGUAGGAGACCUGCGCCAACUUCCCGGGCUUACGGUGGAGAGCGAGAGUACGGGCAGACACCGUGGUAUGCGGAAGAGCGCACAGUGUCUCCUGUACGUGUGCUUAGCCCGGUGCGGUACAUCCCAGCUCCACGUAUCGGCCGGGCUAGAGUGGGCAUCGAGCCAGGUGCCAUGAAGCCGGCUCAACGCAUCUGGUCUUCAGUGCGUCUCCUCGGGCCGGUGUACAUGGCACCAGCCUUACGCAUGGUGUCCGCGGUUCGUCAGCAUAGCCCAGUGCGAGCUAUUCCACCUCGCCGCACUGGCCUGGCUACGGGGAGCAUUCAACCAGGUAAGGUUGGGCAUGCUCGGUGCUUAAGAGCUCCAGUACGCCUUCACGGUCCAGUCUAUCCGGUGCCACCUCCUCGCCCCAGUCUAGUACCACCGUUGCUAACACCACGCACCAGGCUUCCUGUGUGUCUCCAGAGCCCUGUUCCUCCACGCACUCGCACCGUGGUGUGUUACAGCUGUCUAAUAAUGUUUAACCUGUUUUGUCUACUAGAAGUACUCUCCCGGAGUUAUGGGUCACUGGCCACAUGUACACUGAGUGGACAAACUAGGAACACAUUCCCAAUAAUGAGUUUCACCCCCUUUCCCCCUCAAAACCUAAAUUCGUUGGGGCAUGGACUCUCCAAUAAUUUCAUAUGUUUAUGGUUCUUCAAACCUUGUUCGCCAUGUGCUAUGAUAUGAGGCCGGUAAGUAAUAAAGUUGCAUGCAAUAAGAUAAUCUUCAGUGAUCCCGACCAUAACUUGGGGCCCUAAUAGAAGAUAGGGCUACAACUUCAGAGGGAACAGGAUGUGGCAAAAAGAGGAUUGUUGUUCAAAGGAUGAAGGAGCGCAUAUUGCCCUAUUUACCUACCAGAAGCACAAACAACCAAAUACACAAUGGAAACAUUACAGAUUUAUUCAUUAAGUUUAUUCAUUAAUUUGGUCCCACUUUAAAUUACGUGCAGCUUAUAAAGGCUUCCUAAAACCUUCAUAAAGCCUUCAUAAUCACUACAUAAAUGUGUUACACAUCAUCUAUAACCGUAUGCCAUGCUUUGGAAAGGGUUCAUAAAUGUGGCAUAACUGUUUGCCAUAACCACCAAUGUCUAAGGGGACAAAACUCACCAUGUCAAAUAUGAUACAAACCUGUGCUUUAUAAAGGGUGGCAUGAGCACCGCUUAAUAAAGAACUUAUAAAUCAUAUUAAAUUGUGGCUUCACAAAGCAUUUAUAACCCUGUAAUACAUCUUGGUAGAACAUUGCAACGGCAGGAUAUUGGGUUCGAUUCAACACCCUAUACGUAAAAAAUGUAUUCACGUAUGAAUGUAAGUCGCUUUGGAUAAAAGUUUCUGCAAAAUGUUAUAUAUUAUAUUUCACUAAAACAUUUCUAGAAUGGCCCAAUCUCUUUCCCUCUUGGGUGCAUAGUCAAUAUUGGACUUGACUUCCCCCAAAAUGCAAAUUCAUCUUCCCCCAAAAUGCUGUGCUGCAGGAGAACACAGACUCUAAAGUUGCCUACUUCUUUUUCCCCCCUAAAUUCCGUUUUCUUGUUUUUGUUUUUCCAGGUUUCAGAUUUUCCCCAUUCUUUCUGGUUUCCCCCAGUGUUUUCACACUUUCUUAAUAGAAAAACAACGUUUAAUUUUCUGUGUUCACAACAAUUCUUAAACCACACCAGGGUUUGACUUUUAAAUUCGAGGAAAAAUCUAAGAAACUUAUAUUUUUAAGUGUAGUUGCCCUUUAAUUCAGUGAGCAUGCUCUGCACUGUUGUUUUGUUAGCAGGUUUUCUGUAGUGCAGUAAGCACACAUGAUGUGAUCUGGCCGCCAAUACAAUGGGUGGAGUAAAAGGCCGGCCACAUUCCAUAUUAUUUAGAGCCCCAUGAAGUGACACCAUGAAAUGACACCAUUCACAGCCCUGUGUAAUGUUCAAUGUAAUGGCAUUGCUGGACUUUUUGAAAUGUCAUGUAUUUGUAUUGUUUUAAAAAUGUACAAAUAAAAUAAAUGUACUGUAUGGUUUAAACAUUUCUUUCAUGUUUACUUGUUUUAUCUUUUAAUGCCAAUUCCCUAAGUGUUAAUACAGUUGUGUUAACAUCAUUAAGCCAUUAUGCAUGUGUUAUGAAUGACCAAAGGUGUCUGACGUUAUAGUAAGUACAGCGUCACAUGAUAUAAGGCAUUUAUGCAUGUGUCAUAAAUGACCAAAGUAGAUUGACUUUAAAUGAAGUACAGCGUCAUACGAAGGUGUCUCAUUUCAAACUAAUUAUUACUGGACACUACAUGAAGUGUUAAUAAAUAGGUGAUUAAAGUUCUGCUGAUUUAUUAAGUUUAUUACGUUUCUCUCAUGAUCCACAGGUUACUGAAGGGUGCGAGAGGUAUUAAGUGGGUUGAUGGACCUGCAAAGCUUGUGUUUAUGUGUCAGAACCAAGAUGAUUUGGAGUAGUCCAACCUGAGACUACUGCAUCAGCUAGUCCUCUUCUGUUCCCGUGCUGGGGACCAGGGCUUGAUUACAACAUGUUACAAUGGUGCAGACAUUUUGUGGCUGAUCUUUCAGCGGGGAAGUGGGUGAAUGUGUCAAAGACUUGACAGGGCCCAGCACUGUGCAGUAUGGCUCGUUUUUGUUGUUUGCAUGUUUGUGUAUGUAACGGAUGUGAAAUGGCUAGCUAGUUGGCGGGUACGCGCUAGUAGCAUUUCAAUCAGUUACGUUACUUGCUCUGAGACUUUAAGUAGGGUUGCCCCUUGCUCUGCAAGGGCCGCGGCCUUUGUGGAGCGAUGGGUAACGACUGUGCUUCGUGGGCGACCGUUGUUGAUGUGUGCAGAGGGUCCCAGGUUUGCGCCCGUGUCGGGGCGAGGGGACGCCGUAAAGUUAUACUGUUACAUUGAUGCUGUUGACCCGGAUCACUGGUUGCUGCGGAAAAGGAGGAGGUUGAAAGGGGGGGUGAGUGUAACGGAUGUGAAAUGGCUAGCUAGUUAGCGGGUACGCGCUAGUAGCAUUUCAAUCAGUUACGUCACUUGCUCUGAGACUUUAAGUAGGGUUGCCCCUUGCUCUGCAAGGGCCGCGGCUUUUGUGGAGCGAUGGGUAACGACGCUUCGUGGGUGUCAGUUGUUGAUGUGUGCAGAGGGUCCCUGGUUCGCGCCCGUGUCGGGGCGAGGGGACGACGUAAAGUUAUACUGUUACAUGUACUGAGGAACAUGUAACUUGGUUCCAGAAGAAAGAUACUUUCAAUUUCUUUAUUGAUUGGGGUCUUUCAUCAAUGGAAGUGUUUCUUUGUGUAAUGUUGUUCCCAGGCUAUUGCUCACACAGCACAUUGAAGCCUGGGAUAUCAACCAUUCAAAAUUGGGCUUAGUGGGAGUGACCAUAGAAUUCUAUAGCAGUGACCUUACUGAGUAAAGUAUUUGUCAUCGUCACUCCUUAACAGAGUCAAAAAGUCAUCAUUUUGGCUAAACCCUGCCCAUUUCCACACUUUAUCUUGUUAAAAUGUGAUUUGAAACCUAACCCUGACUAAUGAAGGCCAAGUUUGAUGCAAUGGUCCAUCAGACCUUCUGAGCAUUUGGGCGGAAGUGUCUGGGAACGAGAUUAGGUGUAAUGUGACUAAGAUGACAUCCCUUUAGAGCUUUUGCCAUCCUUCAGCACGUUACCCUUUAUAAAGCACAUGUUAAUAUCAUAUUUGACUUAGUGGGUUAUAUCACAUAUGAUAUAGGUGAUUAUGUCACACAGUUAUGCCACAUUUAUGAACCCUUUAUAAAGCAUGACAUAUGGUUAUAGAUGCUUUGUAAACAUUUAUGUACUGCUUGUGAAUGCAUUUUUAAGGCUUUAUGAAGCCUUUAUAAUCUGAACGUCAUUUAAAGCGGGACCAUUAAUUCUAACAUAAUAGUAGUAUUAUUACAGCUGUCAUGACGUUGCCUGUUUAGGUACAUAAAAGCCCAUUCCCCUCUCCCUGCCACUCCCUGCCUCCCCCUUUCCUCCUUCAACCCAUGCUGUGAUCACAGAGAGACGUCGUAAAUUCCUGAGAGUCUCCUCAUGGCCAAACAGUAUUAGAGAGAGGGUAAACUUUCAGGACAAAGAGGUUUCUUCCACCUCACAGAACUUGAGGUACGAACGGAUUUCAUGUUCCGGAGGAGGUAUGGAAGAUCGGUGAAGAGUCCAGC
Messenger RNA from Salvelinus fontinalis (brook trout), 8389 nucleotides. RefSeq lists its product as uncharacterized. The transcript is spliced from 2 exons. Bases 3878 to 4960 code for a protein of 360 amino acids. The record is from RefSeq and is a predicted model, not a curated record. NCBI's taxonomy places the organism in Eukaryota, Metazoa, Chordata, Actinopteri, Salmoniformes, Salmonidae.